GUGCUGGUGAUCUCACUGGUGACCCCUUCGGUUACGUCACUGGCGUCUUGGCUGUAAUCAUCCACGCCUCCUACCUGGUUCUGAUCCAGAAAACCAGUCUGGACAGCGAGUACGGGCCGCUCACUGCGCAGUAUGCCAUCGCCAUCAUGGCCACACCGGUGCUGCUGGUGUGCUCCGUCAUCUCCAUGGACGCAGUCAACAUGUGGUCGUACGAGGGCUGGAAUGACCCUCACAUCACCGUCAUCUUCACCUUCUGCAUCUUCAUCGGCUGCGCCAUGAACUUCACCACGCUGCACUGCACCUACAUCAACUCAGCCGUCACCACCAGCUUCGUCGGCGUGGUCAAGAGCAUCGCCACCAUCACCGUCGGCAUGCUGGCGUUCAGCGAUGUCGCGCCAACCGGGCUGUUCAUCGGCGGCGUGGUGGUGAACACCGUCGGCUCCAUCACCUACUGUGUGGUGAAAUACUUUGAGACAAAGAAGAAGAGCUUGUACGAGGAUCUCGAGGAGGCGGGGAAGGAUGCCACGCUGCCCGGGGAGCCUUACCAAGAGAAGCCACCGCUGAACGGCAGCGGGCCUGCCGACGGAUUUGAUCCGGGACAAUCUGAGGUAGAAGGAGUGUUGAGCAGUGACGGGAAGGCGGAGGCUCCGACGGCACAUUUGACUAACGGAGAGGUGUGGGCGGGAGACGGUGGGCAAACAGGCGGAGACGGAGGCGCGAAUUCUCGUGUCAUGACGGAACAAGAGGUGCUGGAGAUGCAGCGGGAGCACCUCCACAAGGAGAGCACCACCCCUGGUCAGUCGAUCAGUGACAGCUAUGUCGGGGUGUGGAGGUCCAUCAGGCACCUGCAGUUCAUGAAGAAAGAACCUUUGAUCGAUAACAUGGAGCAGCAGAGUCCGUAGGGCGGGACAGAGACCUCGACAGACUCUAGAGAAGAACACAGGAAAUAAAGUCUGCUGAAGAAACCAGCAGAGAAGAAAAUGACAGACUGAACCUCCACUGUUUGUCCACCGGGAACCUCUUUUAUUAGCUUCAGCAGUGCUUAACAAAUGCUUGUUGGUCAUGCUGUUGCUGUGAUACCUCAAUGAAAGCUUUUGUGCUAAAAGCUCAAUAUCAUCGUCCAGGACUGAAGAACCGGCAGUAAAAAGCAAGAAGCAGAAAGUCAUUUCCUUUGUUUAUGAUGAGAGAGAAAAGAGGUUCCCGGUGGAGAGAAGUGGAUGAAGAGUUUUGGGAGAAGCUGCCUGUCAGUGAUUAAUUCUGCCUCUCGUCUCCUUCAGCUCUGCGGCGUGCAGCGGGGACCAGGCAGGCCACGGCGAGCAUGAUUCGGUUUGCGUCCCCGCUGAUUAGCCAGCUAGCCAAACUAAAGCAGGUCUUGUAGAAAAAGAGCGCAUCUUGUGCAAACUCAAAUAUCAUCUCCAAUCAGGGAAGAGCUGAAGACACCUGAACGUUUGUGUUUUGUGUUUUACCACCUGGGUGGAUUCUAACUGGCUGUGGGUGUGCAAGUAACUAGUUGAUGGCUGUGUUCACUCUGGGUUUGUAUGUUUGACUCUCUAAACGAGUUCUGUGUUUCUGUGUCAGCCCCGUUCUGAUGGAAAAAGAAUAAUAAUAAUGCGGCAUCA
Stegastes partitus (bicolor damselfish) is the source of this 1619-nucleotide messenger RNA. It is a transcript of the gene slc35d3, whose product is annotated as solute carrier family 35 member D3. The transcript has 2 exons. Lineage: Eukaryota; Metazoa; Chordata; Actinopteri; Pomacentridae. The record is from RefSeq and is a predicted model, not a curated record. The annotation marks the transcript as partial.